AGCAUGGGAGAGUGUUGGAGUUUCUUUAUCUCAAUUCUGUCCUUGUGCUGUCAUUUCUAUACCUUUGCACAGUGCUUUGUUCCUUGUUGCAGUUGUACAUGCCUUACAUAAAUAUAUUUGAACUUGUGGGUGGGGCUGUGAGACUAUAAAAACAUGCGGAGUCAAGAACUCACAAGUCUGGAAGACGUGAAUGCAGCUCAACCAAAGAACUGAUCUCUAUCAGGUCCUUUUUGGAUUAGAGACAUGUCCUCAGAUCAGAUUGAGAUAGCUGCCCUAGGCCGGCCGUUCUCCUUGGGGAUGCUGUAUGAUGCUCGCAAAGAUCAGCUGAUGACAGGUUUCACUCUCUGUAAUGACGAAACCAUCAAGAAGAACACUUCCACUAAGGCUCAGAACAGCUGUUCUUAUCAUAUAACAGCUUCUGACACAUUUGAAUCCAAGUCUUCUCUGCUGGAUGUUAAUGUGUCGCUCAAAGCCAGUAUCCUGGGUGGUCUGAUCGACGUUGGAGGAUCUGCCAGUUAUCUAAAUGAUAAGAAAAAAUUCAAGAACCAGAGCAGAGUCACCCUUCAGUACAAAGCCACAACUACAUAUGAACAUCUGUCUCUUUCUCAUCUUGAACACAAGGAACUGGAAGCUAAAGGUUUUACUCCAAAUCCGAGUGCAACACAUGUAGUAACAGGCAUCCUUUAUGGAGCAAAUGCUUUUUUUGUGUUUGAUAGUGAGAAGUUAGAUUCAAGCAGUCUUCAGAAGAUUGGGGCCAGUGCAAAAGCUGCAAUUAACAAGAUCCCACUCUUCAGUUUUGAGGCAAGUGUUAAAGUAGAGCUCAGUGAAGAAGAAAAAGAUGUAACAAAUAAGUUCUCCUGCAAAUUCUACGGAGACCUAAUUCUUGACAAGAACCCUGCAACAUUUGAAGAUGCAGUAAAGACAUACUCCAGACUUCCAGAGCUCCUUGGAAAAAAUGGAGAGAAAUCAGUUCCUGUUAAAGUCUGGCUGACUCCUCUGAAGGACGUCUUACCAUCUGCAUCAGAGCCGAUGGGAGAUUUUUCAGUUGGGUUGGUCAGAAAAGCAACCAAUGCUCUGGAAAGUAUGAGGGAAAUGGAAAUGAGAUGCAAUGAAGCACUGGAUGAGAAAGUAGUGCAAAGUUUUCCACAGCUUCACAAAAAGGUGAAACGUUUCCAAGAUCUCUGUAGCGACUACACAGCGCUGUUGAGAAAGACCAUACAGAAAAAGAUUCUCCUGAUUCGUGAAGGUAAAGAAGAUGAAAAAUCUGUAGAAAAACUCCUUGAUGACCAGGAAAACUCUGCUUUUAGUCCCCAAAACUUAGAUAAGUGGUUAGAUAAUACUGAGAGAGAAAUCAACAUUAUCAGAUCAUGUGUGGAAAGUAUAGAGGGAAUCGAGACCGUUGCAGAAGAGUCUGACUUGGACAGAGAAGUUCUUGCUGCAGGUGUAGAAAUUUCUCUCUGCUUUGUUUUCACAUCUGUGGAAACUGACGACCCCUUCAUUGAGCAGAUGACCGACUAUUUAAGGAGAGAUAAGGCAAGACCUCCACCAAGUGUGACUGCACCCACCAAGGACCACUGGUUCUUCUCAAACGAUGUUGUUACCAACAUGAGGAAAAAAGCCAGUGAGUUCUACUCAAUUGCCAAAAACCUGAAAAGUAGCAGAAGAUUUCGUUUCCUUAUAGCAGCUCUGCCAAAUAAAAAAUUCAAAGGAGCAACCAUCUACCAAUACAUGGACGGCCUUCUGAAAACUGAAGACUUCAAAAAGCCUGUUAUUACUGAUAUUACAGCUAACUUAGAUCGAAGAGACUUCAUGUACUAUUACUGCGAUCUUACCUUGGACCCAACCACAGCCAGUGACUUUCUUCAACUUUCAGAGGGAAACAAGAAGGCAACGAAGAUUUCAGAGAGUGUUCCGGACAAAAUAAUUCCUCACGUUCUGUGCAGAGAAGGCCUGACCAGCCGUCAUUACUUUGAGUUUACAUGGAGCAUUGUCAAUCAGAAAUACGUUGGUGUAGUUCUCGCAUGCACUGGUGGAAAGCCUGGAAAGCAAACCUCGUUUGAGGCUUAUAAUCACUAUUGGACAUUUUAUUGCAUGUGUUUAAUGUACUCUGCAGGGCAAAGUGCUGGCAUGACUUAUACUCUUCAUCCCCCAGAUGGUUGCAACAGGUUUGCUGUGUAUCUGGACUGUCCUGCUGGUACUGUGUCCUUCUAUUCUGUCUGUGGAAAAGAUCUGGUCCACUUGCACACCUUUAAACAUAAAUUCAAUGAACCAGUUUACCCAGGUCUAUUCAUGUUAAUCAAAGAUGACUAUGUAUCCUUAUGCCCAGUUGAAUAAGUCUGAGAUUUGAUGAUGGAGUGGAUUUGAUCAGGAUAUUUUAUAGCUAAAAAAUAAAGAAACCGGUAGAACAAAAAUAUGAGAUUUU
This is a messenger RNA of Cyprinodon variegatus (sheepshead minnow), 2422 nucleotides long. Its product is annotated as stonustoxin subunit alpha-like. The transcript has 4 exons. NCBI's taxonomy places the organism in Eukaryota, Metazoa, Chordata, Actinopteri, Cyprinodontiformes, Cyprinodontidae. The record is from RefSeq and is a predicted model, not a curated record. Bases 244 to 2334 code for a protein of 696 amino acids.